AUGAUCGACGGCGGGGCCAUUGGUUUCAAUAUGAAUAAACUCCGUCCGGGAUACGGGAAAUACAAAGGUCGCAUGCACAUGAUCGUCCUCGAAGACGGUCCAGACUGUGCUUGUGGGGCGCUACGAACUGCGCGGCAUCCACAAUUUCCUCACGCUUCUCGUUCUCUCAUACACAUACUUCUCUCUCUCAUCCUAACACUACUCUCUCUCUCUCAUACAUAUACUUCUUUCUCUCAUCUUCACAUUUCUCUCUCUCAUACACAUACUCCUCUUUCUCAUCCUCACAUUUCUCUCUCUCUUAUACACAUACUACUCUCUCUCAUCCUCGCACUUCUCUCUCUCUCUCAUGCACAUAAUUCUCUCUCUCAUCCUCACACUUCUCUUUCUCUCUCAUACUUCUAUCCUUCAUCUUCACGCCUCUCUCUCUCUCAUGCACAUAUAUCUCUCUUUCAUCCUAACACUUCUCUCUCUCACAUCCUACCACUUCUCUCUCUCUCUCAUGCACAUAAUUCUCUCUAUCAUAUUCUCUCAUACACAUACUGCAUACUUCUCUCUUUCAUCAUUACACUACUCUCCCUCUCGCAUACAUAUACUUCUUUCUCUCAUCUUCACAUUUCACUCUCUCUCUCAUACACAUACUCUUCUCUCUCAUCCCCACUCUUCUCUCUCUCUCACAUACAUACUUCUCUCUCUCAUCAUCACCAUUCUCUCUCUCUCUGA
This is a messenger RNA of Acanthosepion pharaonis, 720 nucleotides long. The record is from the annotation of a GenBank genome assembly. NCBI's taxonomy places the organism in Eukaryota, Metazoa, Mollusca, Cephalopoda, Sepiida, Sepiidae.